This is a messenger RNA of Plodia interpunctella (Indianmeal moth), 655 nucleotides long. Its product is annotated as meiotic nuclear division protein 1 homolog. NCBI's taxonomy places the organism in Eukaryota, Metazoa, Arthropoda, Insecta, Lepidoptera, Pyralidae. Gene Ontology annotation, molecular function: double-stranded DNA binding. The transcript is spliced from 5 exons. Gene Ontology annotation, biological process: reciprocal meiotic recombination. The record is from RefSeq and is a predicted model, not a curated record. The coding region runs from base 38 to 655 and encodes 205 amino acids. Gene Ontology annotation, cellular component: nucleus.
UGGAGAAGGAACUGUUUCAUCGCCGGAUCACUGGAAAAUGUCCAAGAAACGAGGGCUUAGUGCUGAUGAGAAGAAAACCAGGAUGCUCGAGAUUUUUCAUCAGAGCAAGGAUUUCUUUCAAUUAAAGGAAUUAGAGAAGAUAGCACCUAAAGAAAAAGGUAUAACAAUGCAAUCAGUGAAAGAGGUAGUACAGAGCCUAGUGGAUGACCAUCUGGUUGAUUCUGAGAAAAUUGGAACUUCAAUAUAUUUUUGGUCAUUUCCAAGCAAAGCUAUAACCGCCAAGAAACGAAAACUGAAUGAACUACAGAAUGAGCUGGACGAUUGCAAUAAGAAGCUGAAAAGGACUGAAGAUGCUAUUGCUACUGAAUCUGUCGGGCGUGAGAACAAUGCAGACAGGGCUGCCACUUUAGCUGAGCUGGAUGAGGUUGUGAAACAAGAGGAAAGUCUCAAGAAAGAGCUCCAAAAGUACAGGGAUUGUGACCCCGAGUACAUCUCUCAGUUGAAGAUUGAUACAGAGAACCUGAAAAUGGCAAUAAACAGGUGGACCGAGAAUAUUUACAUCCUAAAAUCCUAUAUCAAGAAUAAUUUUCAAAUGGACAAUAAUGUGAUUGACCAAAGCUUUGGAAUACCUCAGGAUUUGGAUUACAUUGAAUAA